Tetrapisispora phaffii CBS 4417 is the source of this 2010-nucleotide messenger RNA. RefSeq names its product sorting nexin 1 (gene VPS5). Bases 1 to 2010 code for a protein of 669 amino acids. NCBI's taxonomy places the organism in Eukaryota, Fungi, Ascomycota, Saccharomycetes, Saccharomycetales, Saccharomycetaceae. The record is from RefSeq and is a predicted model, not a curated record. Gene Ontology annotation, biological process: retrograde transport, endosome to Golgi; protein retention in Golgi apparatus. The transcript has a single exon. Gene Ontology annotation, molecular function: phosphatidylinositol binding. Gene Ontology annotation, cellular component: endosome.
AUGCCAAAUUACAGCCAUGAUGAUUUAACCAAGUCUGUAUGGGAUGACGAGGUUAUAGAAAAGGAUUCGAUAGAAUAUAAAUAUAAGAAUUUUGCUAAUAUUAAUGAAAGUCCCCAAAGUAAUAUGAUCUAUUCCGAGUUAGCAGAUACAUUAAAUGUAUUAGAUAUCAAACAUGAUCCAGAUCCAGAAAAUAGUUCUGUGAAAUUGGAGUCUAAUCCUUUUGAGCAAAUUUUUGAAACUAAAGUGGAAACUGUUGUCGACAAUUCUAGGACACAGAAUAUCAAUAUAUGGGGUGACCCAUUUAAAAUGAAUACCCAAGAUUCUGCCAAAGUGUUUGACUACGACACUGCAAUGAGUACCUUAACAGAAAUAAAUGACGACGAAGGUACUAUAUAUGAACAAACGGUAACAAAUAAUGGACUGAGAUCCGAUGGUUUACUAUUUAGUAAUGUCUCACCUGUUAAGUUAGGAAUUAAAGAAAAUAGCGAUAAACCAGAAGAAAUAAUUUCACCUACUAAACAAAGCAUAAAAGGGAAGCUUUUAUAUAAGAAUAAAAGAAUACCCAGAAAGACUGAGGUUAAUAGUAUACCGACGUUUGAUCCUUUAUCAAUUAUGCAUGCAGCAUCAACUUCGUUGCCAGACAAGUUAAACGAAACUACAUCAGGAAAACAAUCUUUCAAUCAAGCCUCAAUUAAAAACUUGAAAGGUUCUCUUGUAAAUAAUGAUACUAUAGAAAUUGAUGAAAGCAAUACAGAGUCAGAAAAUGCUGCAACAAUUGGCAACACACUAAAAGAUUUAAAUCCUUUAAAACCAUUUACAAUAAAAGUAACCAAUCCUGAAAAGACAAGCGACUUAGGCUCAACUUAUAUAAAAUAUUGCAUUACAUCCGAGUCUGAACUGCUUGAAAAUACCACUGUUGAAGUAUUUAGAAGAUAUUCAGAUAUUAGAUGGCUAUAUCGCCAACUCCAGUAUAAUCAUUGGGGGAAGAUAAUUCCUGUACCUCCAGAAAAACAAGUUAUUGGUAGAUUUGAACAACACUUUAUUGAGAGUAGAAGAAAACAAAUAGAGAUUAUGUUAAAUAAAAUAGCGAAUGAUCCUGAACUACAAAAUGAUACAACUUUUCAUAUGUUUUUGACUUCAAUUGAUAUUGUUAAUGAAAGAAGAAAUAUGGAGAUUGAAACUGGUUCCAAUGCUUCAAAUGACAGUAAUAACUUAUCAGAAGUUCACAUAGGUGAAGUUAAACUGCUGGGAAAAGAAGAUGGACUUGAAGUAAUACGGCAAGGCGGUUUGGAUAAAAAUUAUAAACCAUCGUUAAUAAAUCUUUCUUUCAAUGUUGCACCAAAGUAUAACGAAACUAAUGAAUAUUUUAAAAGAUGUAAAGAGCGCUUUUCAAAUACAGAAUUGAAGUUAGAAAAAUUAAUUAAUGAAUUAGAGAAGAUCAUUCUGGAAAACGCUAACACUGUUGAGUCUAUUCAUCAAUUCACAAAAAUGAUUUCAACUUUUAUACCGGAAGAUGAUAGUGAUUUUUCAGAGUUAUUACGGAAUUUUCAAGAGGUUAAUAAAGAUAUUUGCAAAGUUUCGUCGUAUUUUAACAAUACAUCGGUAUCUGAAUUAAUGUUUGAAUUGAUAGCAUAUAAACAGUCUUUAUCAAGCGCAAAUGCUAUAUUAAACCAAAGGAAUCAAAUAGGCUAUUUUAUCGUCAUACUUAAUAAAGAACUCAAAAAGGUUGAAGAUAAUAUCAGAUCACUAAAAAACAGCUCUUUAACGACAGAUGAUAAUCCAAGAAUCCAAGAAUUAAAUGCUAAGAAAAGUCUCACAACAACAAGGUUAAAUAAAAUAAAACGACACUUCAUUAAUCUUGAAAAAAUUUCAAAAACAGAAAUUAGAGCUUUUGAUAUGAUGUAUGCCACGGAAAAUAUGGAUAAAAUUACAACUUAUAUCGAAUUAUCAAUAGGUUGCCAACAAAAAGUCAUUGAACUUUGGCAGACUUUCUAUAAAAAUAAUUUGUAG